This is a messenger RNA of Plodia interpunctella (Indianmeal moth), 6708 nucleotides long. RefSeq lists its product as uncharacterized. Gene Ontology annotation, molecular function: ATP binding; ABC-type transporter activity; ATP hydrolysis activity. Gene Ontology annotation, biological process: transmembrane transport. The transcript has 22 exons. Gene Ontology annotation, cellular component: membrane. The record is from RefSeq and is a predicted model, not a curated record. NCBI's taxonomy places the organism in Eukaryota, Metazoa, Arthropoda, Insecta, Lepidoptera, Pyralidae. Bases 224 to 4999 code for a protein of 1591 amino acids.
CUUGCUUGAAUAGGUACAUCUAACGCAAAAUAUUUUUAUUUAUAAAAUUUUAAUAAAAUACUACCUACAUAAAAUACUAGGUAUAAUAAUAGGAGGCUAAAUAAAAGGAUUACAGGAGUAAUACAAGAUCUACUGUUCCUUGGUGUUAACUUGACUUGCACUGUAUAAUGUUCAUAAUUAUUGUUGUUAUAAACUUCGGUGGAUUCUAAAGGAUUCUGGGUUUAUGCAGAUUAUUGCAAAAUCUAUGGGUUCUUUAAUGAUAAAUUUCACUUGGGAAUGGGAAGACAUAUGUGGCCCCAACGGUUUGCAAAUAUGGAACGAAGAGUUAAAAGAUUUCGGCCAAUGUUUUCAAGAACUCUUUUUACAGAUACCAGUAUUAUUCAUACUAGCCACAGUGUCUGGGUUUUAUAUAGGAUACCGAAGGGACUGGGUUGUUCGAGAGAAAAUUCAAGAACGUGCUAUAGUUUUACGUAGUUUCGUCGCCUUAACGCUAGCGUUCAUUCCAAUUAUUGAGUUGUAUUUGUUUAUAACUCAAAAAUAUUUCGUUUUGUAUCCUGUUGAUUAUUUCCUUGCUGGAACAUCAUGCCUAUCAUGGUUAGUGCAUUUUGGAUAUGUACUUGCCCUGAAACAGCGCCUUGGAGUGAGUUCUCGAGGUCCUACUCUGUUGGUUUUUUUAUGGAGUUUAUCUGCAAUUCUAAAUGUAAUUGCUUUGCGCACCAACAUAUUGACAAUAUCUUCUAUGACAUUCAACAUCACCAUUCUCUGCUUCCAUUCCGUCUACCUAAUAUCACUGUUACCGUCUAGUGAUUCAAGACCUACUUACUAUUCACCAUGUCUUGUUGGCAGUCAGCACUCUCAUAGUGAGUAUACUCCACUACUCCCACACAUGGAUGAAGGAGUACUAGGAACAGCUUUGCAAGGCAUUGGUUGCUUCUCUCAAACCACAUUCACAUGGGUCUAUCCACUUCUACAGAAAGGUUGUGAAAACAAGUUGAGAGAUCCAGAAGAGCUUUUUGACAUUCCUGGAAAAUAUAGAUGUUCUUAUGUGGGGGCAAAAAUGGAUAGGGCCUUGAUUGGAAACAUAGACAAUUAUCAUUACACAGAAGUACCACAUGAACCUUUUAUUGUAUCGAGCUAUGGAUCAGUUGGGCAAACAGCCCCUCAAGCUUCGACACCAGUGACGCCCACAUCGCGAGUGCUGGUACGACAUCGGCAUAAUGUAACCUUACUUCGCGCCUUACACACCUGCUUUGGGCUGCAGUUCUACAGCAUUGGCAUUUUGAAAUUGGUCUCGGACAUGGCAGGAUUUGCUGGGCCCUUGCUUCUGAAUUAUCUAAUCACGUUUGUUGACGACGAGAGCAUUGAUCCACAUUUGGGAUACCUAUACGCGUCAGGACUGCUAGCCGCGACGCUGGUAUCUGCACUAUUCAAUAUUCACUUCAACUGGCUCAUGUCGCUAGUGGGCCUGAAGAUGCGCGGUGCCAUCGUGUCAACCCUCCUCCGCAAGACUCUGAGCGUCACCUCCACGGAACUGUCCAAGUCGUUCACAGUCGGGGAAAUCACCAAUUAUAUGUCGACUGACUGUGACAGGAUCGUGAAUUCAUGCCCCAGUUUUCAUGCUUUAUGGAGCAUACCGCUUCAGCUAGUGAUCACGCUAUUCCUGCUGUACCAACAAGUGGGCGUGUCCUUCCUGGCGGGCGUUGCAUUCUCAGUGGUAUUAAUUCCUGUGAAUAAAGUGAUCGCCAACAAGAUUGGUCAGCUUAGCACCGAUCUCAUGCAUCAUAAGGACAUCCGAGUUGGUCUCAUGAGCGAUUUGCUCAAAGGAAUCAGGACAGUUAAAAUGCAUGUGUGGGAAGACUACUUCAUAAAUAAGGUUAAUGAGGCCAGGUCGGGCGAGCUACGGUACCUCCGCGGCCGCAAGUACCUGGACGCGAUCUGCGUGGUGCUGUGGGCCACCACGCCCGUGCUCGUGGCCGCGCUCACGCUCGGCACGCACCAGCUCAGAGGGAAACUGCUGGACGCGCCCACUGUAUUUACAACCAUAGCUUUAAUCAACAUGUUGAUCGCGCCUCUGAAUGCCUUCCCUUGGGUGCUCAAUGGACUCAUGGAAGCAUGGGUGUCCAUAAAGAGAAUACAGAAGUUUCUAGACCUGUCAGACAUGGAUUCUGAGAGGUACUACGACAGACUAAAUACAAACGAAGACGAAGACAAAGUGAUUAUAUUCAAAAACGCAACAUUCGCGUGGGCUAAGCCAAGCAUCGUCAAGAUACCGUUGCCAAAACCAAAGAAAAAUAAAGGCAAAAGAUCCUCUAAAGGGAAUAUAAAGAGGCGAGAGUCUAUUUCGUCCAGUGAUGCGGUAUAUCAAGAAGAGUUGUUUUCGUUGAAAGACAUAUGUUUAGAGAUCGGGAGGGACCAAUUGAUAGGAGUUACGGGUAGCGUCGGCAGCGGAAAGACUUCAUUGCUUUUGGCUAUCAUCGGCGAGAUGAAGAAGGAAAAUGGGGACAUACAAAUACCUGAAAGUUUAAAUAGUUUCGGCUACGUGCCGCAGACGCCGUGGCUGACGCGCGGCACUAUCCGCGACAACAUCCUGUUCGGGAAGCCCUACGACGAGGCCAAGUUCCGGGCGGUCGUCGACGCAUGCGCACUUACUGAGGACCUGAACAUUCUGGGCUGGAACGCGUUCGUGGGCGAGGGCGGCUGCACGCUGAGCGGCGGGCAGCGCGCGCGCAUCUCUCUCGCGCGUGCCGUUUACCAGGACAAGCGAGUGUAUCUGCUGGACGACGUGCUGUCGGGGUUGGACGGGGAGGUGGCGGCGCACGUGAUGCAACGCUGCGUGCUGGGGCUGCUGCGGCACAGCACGCGCGUGCUGGUGUCGCACUCGCCGCGACAGCUGGCGCGCGCGCACCACGUCGUGCUGCUGCGUGCCGGCCGCGUGCUCAGCCAGGGUCCCCCCGAAGUGGUGUUACGCGAUAUGGAGGACAUAUUUCCGAGCGAGACAGAGAGCAUCGGCGAGGAGCCGCCGCAGCCCCGCGAAGACAAGGCUGAUGCCGUCAGUAGGGACAGCCUGGACGAUGAGGAAGAGAUGUCGCAAGGAACCGUUGGCUGGUGGGUGAUAGGACUUUAUUUGCGCUCGGUCGGCGCAUUCCUCUCUCUUAUGAUAUUGCUCUCUCUAAUUCUCAUGCAAGUCUCACAGAACUUCACAUUCGUAUGGCUGUCCUUCUGGGUACAGAGCAAGAAGAAUACGACGAACGUCGGUGAUUUGGAGCUACACGAAAACAAAACCUUGUUGGAUCAUGGAUUCAUCACCGUCGAUAAUAUAAUACACAAGAUUGUUAACGCCUCGAUUUCUUUGAUCAAUGGUGACAGUAUAUUCGGUCAGAAAGAUAGUGUUAAUGAAACUGUCAGUGGGACGGAUCCAGUGAUAGAACUGACCGCUACAUCGUCGCCUGAUGACACAUAUUAUUUGGAAAUAUAUUUCAUGUUGGCUGGCUUAAAUCUAGUCUUCACAAUAAUGAGAGCGUUUUUGUUUGCGUAUGGAGGAGUUCAAGCCGCUGCCAAGAUACAUAAAAUGCUACUGAAAGUCAUAGUGAGGGCAAAAGUAAAGUUUUUCGACGUGACGCCUCUCGGCCGCAUUCUAAACAGAUUUUCGUCGGACACCUACACCGUGGACGACUCUUUACCAUUCAUUCUUAAUAUUCUUCUAGCUCAAGUUUUUUCAUUGUUAGGUGCGAUUGCCGUGACGGUGUACGGUCUGCCGUGGAUCCUAGUGGCGGUGUUGCCGGUGGCGUGCGUGUACUACCGCCUGCAGCGGCUGUACCGGCCCACGUCGCGGCAGCUCAAGCGGCUGCAGAGCGUCACUCUGUCACCCGUCUACACCCACUUCAAUGACACCAUCGAAGGUCUGACGAUAGUCCGCGCCAUGGGAUCUACGUCACGAUGGGCAGAAACUGGAGACGAGUUGGUGGAAAGCUGGCAGCGAGCGGCGCUGUGCUCGGCCGCGGCGCAGCAGUGGCUGGCGCUGCGGCUGCAGGCCGCCGCUGCGGCGGUGGUCGGCGCCAGCGCUAUAGUCUGCGUGCUGCAGCGCGGGAACCACACACUACACGCAGGUCUCGUCGGCCUCGCCAUAUCGUACGCGCUGUCGAUGACGUCGAUGCUGAGCAAUGUGCUGAACGCGUUCACUGAGACCGAGCGGGAAAUGAUCGCCGUCGAACGAGUCGGCGAGUACAUCAAACAGAUUGAAUGUGAAAAGAUAGAUGGAGAAUCGCCACCUUAUGGCUGGCCUUCGCAAGGCGUUAUAGAAUUCGACGAUGUUUAUGUAAAGUACAGCGAAUCGGAAUCCGCGAACAUGGCCUUGCGCGGCGUGACGUUCUCUUCGUUCCCGGGGGAGCGGCUGGCGGUGGUGGGCCGCACGGGCGCGGGCAAGAGUUCCCUCAUAGCCGCCGUGUUGCGUCUCGUGCCGGUCGCCAGCGGGAAAGUGUUCGUGGACGGCGUCGACAUCACUACUCUGCAUCUACACGCGCUCAGGUCUCGCGUGGGCGUGAUCCCCCAAGAGCCGUUGAUAUUCUCGGGCAGCAUCCGCGAGAACCUGGACCCGCUGCGCGCGCACGCGGACGCGGAGCUGUGGCGCGCGCUGCAGAGCGCAGGCGCGGCGCAGGCGGCGCGCGCGCACGGCGGGCUGGGCGCGCGCGCGCGCGAGCUCACGCGCGGGCACGGGCAGCUGCUGAGCGUCGCGCGCGCGCUGCUGCACAGGCCCAAGAUCCUCCUAGUGGAUGAGGCCACAGCCAACUUAGAUCAAGAGACAGAGCGUUUGAUUCUCGACACUCUCCGCAGCAGCUUCGGCGGCAGCACUGUAGUGUUCGUGGCGCAUCGGUUGGCCGGGGUGUUGGAAAGUUCCAGAGUUCUGGCGCUCUCCCAGGGUAAGGUCAUUGACCUGCGCUCCCCACACGACGCCUUAGAAGACCCCACUUCAUAUUUGUACGGAUUGAUUCAUAACACGUAAUAGUGUAACAUUUUGUGAAAGAAAAAUAAAUACACGGUUAAAGACUAAAAAGAAUAAAUCUUAAAAACAAAACACGGAACAAUAAAAAAGAGACAUAACUUAACCUACCACACUUUUUUAUUGUUCCGUGAAAAAAAAAAAACAAUGACUUCGAGUCCAAUUGACUCGUUGCAUAACUUGAUUGAAUUCGAGGUUGUUUUGAGCUAACUGGCUAAAACGAAAAGGCUUUUUAUUGAUGGCAUGUGAUGUUAGAUGGUUAAUAAAAAGUUACUUUCGUAAUAUUAAUAAAAAAAAUAGGUUACGAAAUGAUUUUAGAUUGAGAGAGACACUACUGUUAUCGUUUAAAUAAUUAAAUACUUAUUUUUCAUAAAGUUAUUAAAGUUUGUUCCUUUAGUUUAAUAAGACUUAUUUACACUUUAUUAACCCUUCUUAUCCUUACAACGGAUAUAUAAAACAUAUUCCGGUGACAUUAGGCUAAUUUCAUGAUAAUACAUUCGAGAGGCUGACUGGUUUAUCCUAUUUCAUUGAUAUUUUAAAUUAUUUUUUUCUAUUUUAAAAUUAUAGCAUGUAUUAAUUAGCUUGCAUGUGGAACGAAAUGUGUGAUGAAAGGCGAGUGCUUGUAUGAAACUUAUUUGAGUAGAUAUUAAUAUAAUUAAGCUUAUGGACGAUUUGUUAACAAGUUAUGGAUUUUCGAAAGUUACAUAUUUUAUGACUGAAUAUUUAAUUACUCGUUACCAUUGUAUUGUAUCAUGUUCUAAUAGAAUAUAAUUUUUAUUAUGAUAUUGAAAGGAACUUCUGUUAUCUACAAGGGUCAAUCGGAAAUAUUAAACAAAGUAUUAACUGACAAGACGUCACAAUGUUUUAGUUAAAAUUUUCAUCUUAUUUUGAUUGAAAUAAUUCUAGACGGCUUUAAAAAUCUUACUUUAUCGAAUAACUUAGGGACCAUUCUUGUUCCAUUUUUGAUUAUUUUUGUUCCCAAAAUUGCAGGCCUUAUAGUAACUUUUAAUGUAAGUAAGUUAAAUGUUAAACGACAGACAUCAAUUGAUAAUUGAGUUAAACGUUUACUUAAGCUAGAUAUUGCCAACAUGGUCAGACUGAUCAAAAGGUCUAGUCGCUGUGAGUUAGUGUUGUGUUAUUGCUGUAAUGUUAUGCAUGCACAUUCCAUUAGCAACGAAAUAUAAAUUACGUUAUCGUAUUUUACGGUUUACAACCAAAUCGUUAACUAGGUUUCAAUGCUAAUAUAUUAAAACUUAGCACUAAUAAGUAUUGUAUUAGGAAAUUCUACGGCCAAAAGAGUAUGUAAUGCUAUCGCUAUAGCUUGAUAUGAAGUUAGGGGCCUUCGUGGGUUCGGUUAUAUUUUCCAGUAUUUGAAGCAUGCGUUUGCGCAACACAUUUGCAUAUUUUAUAUCAGUAUACGAUUAAGUGUACGUUAUUUCAUUCUAUCCGCUAGAAUUCAUUGAUUAAUCCUUGUGAAUAAUAUUAAGAAAGAAAAUUUUUAAGCGCCAAAUACUCAUGCGCGAAUACCGCGAAUCGCACUGUUUCUCGCCUUGAUUCGUCUAUUUGUUUCAUUAAUUCGCAACUGACGCGCCGCUAUUUCAGUGCGCUACGUAUGUUAUUUGACGCAUAAUAAAAUUUUAGAAAUGAAAUACUUGUGAUAAUGAUCAAUGUAAUUUACUAUAUUUUGACAAAAUAAAUGUAUAUAACUAUAA